CAAGAUAAUAAUCAUAAUACAUAUUUCCAUUUUCCAUUUCUCCUCCGAUGUCAAGCUUCGCCGUCGCCGGUGCUGAAAUGAGAUCGGUUGCUGUCGCCGUCAGUGGAAGCUCCGGCUGCGCCAGGGGAAGCAGGCGAGCCGUGCAAUGGGCGGCGGAGAAUCUAGUGCCUCAAGCCGAUAGGUUCAUCUUAGUCCACGUCAUCCCUAGAGUCACUUCAAUUCCAACGCCAUCUGGAGAGUGUGUUCCGAUUUCGGAAGCAGAUUCGGAUGUCUUAGCAGCUUAUGUGCAGGAUGUGAAGCAAAAAUCUGAAGAAAUCUUCGUUCCAUUCAAAGAACUAUGCAAAUCAAGCAGGAUGGAAACCUUGCUACUAGAAGAUGACAAUCCUGCAGAUGCACUUCUAAGCUUUAUCUCUGAAUCUGGCAUCCAGAUACUAGUGAUGGGUCCUGACUCCUCAAAUUUUAUUACAAGAAAAUUGAAAGGACCAGGGAUAUCAGCGACCGUUCUAAGAAGUGCUCCUGACAGCUGUGAUGUAUAUCUUGUAGCUAGAGAUAAAAUUAUGUCGAAGUUAGCUGAUUCUUCAUCUUUUAAUUCUCAAGAGAGUAGUUCAAGGUAUUCUGUGAAUUCUCAAGAAAAUAAAGGGGAAAGUGGUGUAGGGAUUUGCAGAGAAAUGUCCGGAAUUAAUACUCCAAUUCUAAAAAAUUUUCGAUUUUUAUCGAUAUCAGACCGUAGUUAUAUUGGUCUACAAACAUCCAGUCGCAGGAGCUCAUUUGAUAAUUCUAGCAGUGGUGAUGAUUUUGAAGCUAUUAGCCUCCACUCAUUCGACUAUGUAACUUCUGCGCAACGUGAACAGUUAGCAAUGCAAGAAGAAGUGGAUCGGCUACAGCUGGAGUUGCAGAAUACUAUUGCUAUGUACAAACAAGCCUGUGAAGACCUAGCUCAUGUUCGAAACAAGACCCUUCUACUUUCUUCUGAAUCUCUUGAAGAAGCUAAAAGAGUACAUGCUUCCCUUGAAAACGAGCAGACUUUGAGAAAAGUUGCUGCUGAAGAGAAAGAGAAGUAUUUAAAAGUUAUGAAGGAACUUGAGGAGGCAAAAAACGUGCUUGCCAAAGAGUCGUAUGAAAGACAGAUUGCUGAACUUGAUGUCCUUAAAGAAUCCAUAGAAAAAAAGAGAAUAGUCGAUACAUUGAUCUCACAUGACAAGAGAUACAGAAUUUACACCAUGGAUGAAAUCAAGGAAGCAACAAAUUUCUUCUCUGAGGACUUGGUAAUUGGUGAAGGAGGGUAUGGGAAAGUUUACAAGUGCACUCUGGAUCACACACCAGUAGCAGUAAAGGUUCUCCAUCCAGAUGCAAUCAACAAGAAAGAGGAGUUUCUGAAAGAGGUUGAGAUUCUUAGUCAACUACACCAUCCAAACAUGGUUUUGUUACUUGGAGCUUGUCCUGAUACCGGUUGCCUUGUUUAUGAAUACAUGGACAAUGGAAGUCUAGAAGACUAUAUUUUCAAGAGAAAUGAGAAACAGCCUCUUCCUUGGUUUACUCGAUUCCAUAUUGUUUUUGAGAUGGCCUGUGGGCUCUCAUUCUUACACAACACAAAGCCAGAGCCUAUUGUUCAUCGAGAUAUCAAACCUGGCAAUAUCCUGUUAGACAGGAAUUAUGUGAGCAAAAUUGCGGACGUAGGGCUGGCUAAACUCCUUUCAGAUGUCGUGCCUGACAAUGUCACAGAGUACAGAGAAUCCAUGCUUGCCGGUACUCUCCAUUACAUGGAUCCAGAGUAUCAGAGGACUGGCACAGUCCGUACAAAAUCAGAUGUAUAUGCUUUUGGACUUAUAACUCUUCAGCUGAUUACUUCUCGCCACGCGCGUGGACUCAUUUUGGCUGCUGAAGAUGCAGUUAUGAAGGGCUCCCUUGGUGAUAUUUUAGAUAAAUCAGCUGGUGAUUGGCCUCUCAAUGAGACAUUGGAAUUGGCCCAAAUUGCCCUUAAAUGUGUUGCACUUAGAUGCAGGGAUAGACCAGAUCUUGACACUGAAGUUCUUCCACAGCUUGAAAGACUUUCUGUUGUGGCAGAUGCAGGUGCAAGGAUAGGAAGAAGAAAGAGUAUACACACACCAAGCCAGUAUUAUUGUCCAAUCCUUCAGGAAAUAAUGGAUGAUCCGCACGUGGCUGCGGAUGGUUUCACCUAUGAGUACAGAGCAAUCAAAGCAUGGCUUAGCAGACACAACGUUUCACCGGUGACAAAGCAUAAACUCAGAAAUUCUAUGUUGAUUCCGAACCAUACUUUACGUUCUGCCAUUCAAGAGUGGAAGUCAGGAGUGUCCUCAUUUGAUUAGAAAACAUAUAUGACUUUUACUUGCUGCAUUGAAACCGUUAGUUAGCAUUUGAAUUGCACAAAGGGUUUAUAUAACAUUUUUUGGAAUUUAGGUAAAGCAUUUUUUCCCUAUACAAAAAAAUUGUAAAUAAACUUUCCUUGCCCCAUUGGAUUAUAGCGUACAUAGUUCAAAUCAAUAUAGAGAUGUGUUGGACAAGAUGCAGAUUUAUGAUGCAUAAAAUAUUAUGAUAUUUGUAAUUAUCGUGA
Molecule: messenger RNA, 2572 nt
Organism: Arachis duranensis
Lineage: Eukaryota; Viridiplantae; Streptophyta; Magnoliopsida; Fabales; Fabaceae
Product: U-box domain-containing protein 34
Exons: 9
Coding region: 48-2327 (759 amino acids)
Biological process (GO): protein phosphorylation; protein ubiquitination
Molecular function (GO): protein kinase activity; ubiquitin-protein transferase activity; ATP binding
Source: RefSeq, a predicted model, not a curated record